This is a messenger RNA of Penicillium atrosanguineum, 1230 nucleotides long. RefSeq lists its product as uncharacterized. Lineage: Eukaryota; Fungi; Ascomycota; Eurotiomycetes; Eurotiales; Aspergillaceae. The record is from RefSeq and is a predicted model, not a curated record. The transcript has a single exon. Bases 1 to 1230 code for a protein of 409 amino acids.
AUGGCGAGAAUGACGGUGGGUAUUGUCCAAGGACGAUGGUCUGUUCUUCUGGUCUUGACCCUCAUGGCCACCAUCCACACAAGUCAUGCUUUCGGCUCCUUCGAGCUGCUUCCACGAAGCUCAGACUCCUGCCCAACCUCAUACGACUCCUGUGGUGGAAAUCUACCAAGCGACUUCUGCUGCUCUUCAUCUUCAACCUGCAUCAGUCUAGACGAUGCCACUUCCGCCAUCUGCUGCCCAUCAGGAGCAAGCUGUGACUACAUCUCACCCAUCGUCUGUGACGUUCAACAACAAAACGCAACCACCCAUCCCAAGAACUCUGUCAAGACGACCCGACUCGACGAUAGUCUUCCCACAUGCGGAGAAGCUUGUUGCCCAUUCGGCUACACCUGUCAAGGGAACAGCACCUGUGCUCUGGACAAAGCCACCUCCAGCACUGGAACGUCCACACCCACCACCACCACUUCUAGCACCUCCACCGACACCUUAUCAACCAUCGACACAGCCACCACUGGAGUAACAUUCACAUCAGUCCCCUCAUCCUCCGCCUCCGCCUCCAAAGAAACUACCAACAGUGCAACCCUCGCCUCCUCAUGCCCAUCCUUCCCAAGCAAAGCAGUAGCGGCAGGCUUUUUCCCAGGCGCGAUCUUCGGGGCCGUCCUCGUCCUCAUAAUAACCACUUGCUUUCGCCGUCGCGCCAAAAAGAAGGAACAGCAAGAAAUGCCCUGGGAACCAAAACUAAAAGCCUGGUCCCAACGGUCCUCAACCGGUGGAGUCAUAGGAAUCUCCCGCCCUAUCCUCUCAGAAGACUAUGGCCGCUCUGAUUUCCUCCUUCAUCCCUCGCCGGCACGACGCAGCUACCUCAGUUCACGAUCUACUAAAUCAAGACUCCACCGCACGGGAAGUCGAGUCCGAAGUCUCUUCUCGAAUGGGGCUCCGCGACUGGAUAAAGAUGCUCCACCUGUUCCUCCUUGUCCGAUUACUCCGCCCCAACAACGUCAGCCUAGUACUGAGAGUAUCAAGAUCUAUUCGCCGCCUGGAGCAUUUGCUCAGUCGCGCAAGUUUUUGGGACCGGAGCCAUAUCCACUUACUCUUGCGCGGCCGGAUACCACGUUUACAGAUUUGAUGCAGGUGGUCGGGUUUAAUGAUCCCAAGGGAAAUCCGACUUACAAGGUGACCGUUGAGGAGGAGAAAGAGGAGAAAGAGAGAACGCAGAGCAAAAGAAGUUAA